Molecule: messenger RNA, 1431 nt
Organism: Sodiomyces alkalinus F11
Lineage: Eukaryota; Fungi; Ascomycota; Sordariomycetes; Glomerellales; Plectosphaerellaceae
Exons: 2
Coding region: 243-1163 (306 amino acids)
Biological process (GO): nucleosome assembly
Cellular component (GO): nucleus; chromatin
Molecular function (GO): histone binding; chromatin binding
Source: RefSeq, a predicted model, not a curated record
CACAGACCUAUUUCCCCUUCUUUAUUUGCAAAGUCCUUCUUCUCCUGUGGGGUUGAGAAUUGUUCUCCUCGAUCUCUUGGCGAUAGAUAUACGGCUCUUUUCAUAUGGAGCUAUAUUGUAAGAAGCUUCAUAACUGAUCGGAUUUUCUCAAGAUUGAUCCUACCUACCUUUACUCCUACAAGCUUCCAAACACGCCACCACAUACAUACGUUAAUAGCUCAAAGGAGCUCAUAUAUUUCAACAUGACUACUCUCGAAAAUAGUACCGUCACUUACGAGCAGCUCGCCGAUAUUGAGCGCGAGUUUGAGGAGGUCGAGACCGAAAUUCUCCGCCAACAAUAUGAAAUGUCACGCCCCCUCUAUGAGAAGCGGCAGGCUCUCGUCUCCCAGAUCCCCAACUUCUGGGCCCUGGUGAUGGAGGCCGCGCCGCCCGAGAUUGACGAGCAUAUCCAGCCUCUCGACUCGGCCGUGCUGCUGUCGUCUCUCAUGUCCAUCUCGGUGCGCCGGUUCGAGAUCGAGGACGGCGGCAAGGGCGACCCGCGCAGCGUGGCCAUCCGCUUCGAGUUCACCGAAAACGACUACUUCGAGGACAAGGUCCUGGAGAAGAAGUUCUGGUACCGCUACUCGGACGACUACACCGGCCUGGUCAGCGAGCCCGUGGCGAUUCAGUGGAAGGAGGGUAAGGACCUCACCGACGGCCUGCUGACCGCGGUCAAGAAGGUGUGGGACGAAGGGGAGGGCCCCCAGCAGAAGAAGGUCGGCAAGGGCAAGAAGGAGAGGAAGCCCCUGACGGCCGCGCAGCAGGCGCUCAAGGAGAAGAUGGAGUCGAUGAGCCUCGGCGGCGUCUCCUUCUUCGCCUGGUUCGGUUUCGUCGGCGCGCGCAUCUCCGCGGAGGAGAGCAAGGCCAAUCUGGAGAAGGAGAGGGAGCACGCCAGGCUGCGGUCGGAGGGCAAGGAGGUGCCCAAGGACGAGGAGGAGGAGGAGGAGGAGGAGGAGGAGGAGGGGGAGGAUGAUGAGUUCGAUGACGACGAUGACCUUGAGAUCUUCCCCGAGGGAGAUGACCUUGCGCAAGCUAUUGUUCUGGACCUUUGGCCUGAUGCGCUUAGGUAUUUCAGUACGUUGUUUAUCGCGUCCCCUUCUCCCUCCUCUCCCGCUUCGUCUUAGGCUCUCUCCUGGCGGUGCAUUAUGAAAUGAUGGGGGCUAACGUCGGGUGUCUUUUCCCCUCCUCUGUAGCGCAAGCACAGGAGCAGGAGCAGAUGGCUAGUGAUAUGGAGAUUGAGUCUGAUGAGGAUGAGGAUGAUGACGAGAGGCCGUCUAAGAAGCAGAGGGCCUAAGAUGAGGGCGAGAUGGAAAGAAACAAAAAUGAUCAACCAUAAAAUUAGGCGUGAAUGCGAGAGCAAGCGAGGAUUGACGAGAGAGGCACUGGAGCAGA